Molecule: messenger RNA, 2304 nt
Organism: Condylura cristata (star-nosed mole)
Lineage: Eukaryota; Metazoa; Chordata; Mammalia; Eulipotyphla; Talpidae
Gene: TTC12
Product: tetratricopeptide repeat domain 12
Exons: 22
Coding region: 30-2147 (705 amino acids)
Molecular function (GO): protein binding
Source: RefSeq, a predicted model, not a curated record
CCCAGGCGCCUCAGGGAUUCUGGCUCACAAUGGCCGACGAUCAAGAGGAAGACUUGCAGAAAUUUCUUAAAAAAGUGGAUGAUAUCACCAGUUUGAUCCAGGAGAUGAAUUCUGAUGACCCGGUUGCCCAGCAGAAAGCUAUCCUUGAGACAGAAAAGAGAUUGCAGCUUGCAGAGACUGUCCAGGAAGAGGACGGUUGCAGGACCGCUUUGAACAAGACCACGAUCAGUCCUCCGCAAGCUGCUGUGAAGAAGGCAGAUGAAAUAAAUGCAGAGACCUUCUUGGCGUCUGUGGAGAAGGAUGCAAAGGAGCGUGCCAAGAGAAGAAGGGAAAACAAAAUCUUAGCAGAUGCCCUAAAGGAAAAGGGGAACAACGCCUUUGUCAAAGGUGAUUACGAAGCAGCCAUCCAGUGCUACAGUGAAGGUUUGGAGAAACUGAAGGACAUGAAAGUGCUGUACACCAACCGAGCCCAGGCAUAUAUAAAAAUCGGGGAGUACCAGAAGGCGCUAGUGGACUGCGACUGGGCCCUGAAGUGUGAUGAAAAAUGCACGAAAGCAUACUUCCACAUGGGAAAAGCCCACCUGGCCCUGAAGAACUACAGUACGUCUAGAGAGUGUUUUCAGAAGAUCUUAGACAUCAGCCCCCAGCUGCAGACGCAGGUGAAAGAUUACCUGAAUCAAGUAGAUCUUCGGGAGAAAGCAGAGCUUCAGGAGAAGGAAGCACAUGAAGUACUGGAAUCAGGAAAGAACACAGCUGUGACGACCAAGAAUCUCCUGGAGAAUCUUGCCAAGCCUGAUCAGAACCCCUUAUUCUAUGCAGGGGGGAUUGAAAUCCUGACUGAAUUGAUGGAGGAUUGCACAGAACGGACUUUAUUCAGAACACACAGUGGAUUUAGUAUCAUCAGUGAGAAUGAGGUCAUAAGAAGGUGCUUUUCCACAGGAGCAAGAGACGCAGUGGAGGAGACGGUGUGUGUGUCUGUCCUCAGGCUCUGGCAGGCGGUGUGCAAAGAGAACGAGGAAAACCAGCGUCUGCUUGUGAUGCACCCUGCCACGGGCAGCCUGCUGCCCGCCCUCUUGGCCUGUGGCGUCCUGGCCAUCCGGCAGCAGAGCCUGGCCCUGCUGCUGCAGCUCGCGCAGACAGAGGACGGACGGGGCCUCAUCAUCAGCCACCUGGACCUCACCCAGUUGUUGGAAGCCCUGGUCUCCUUUCUUGAUUUCUCAGAUAAGAAGGCCAACUCAGCCAUGGGACUGCUCACAGAUUUGGCUCUGGAAGAAAGGUUCCACGUCUGGUUCCAGGCCAAGCUUCCAGAUGUUCUCCCUGUGUUCACGGGCGUUCUGAAGCGGGACCCCAAGGUGACCAGGUCCUCAGCGCUCUGCCAGUGCCUUGCCGUCGUCGGAAACCUCAGUGCCAAGGCUGCCGCCAGACAGCAGAUGGCCACCUCUGAAGAAUUUGGAAAUGCCUGCUUGGGGCUCAUGGUGCGCUGUGAGGAGGAUGUGGACCUGUUCAGAGAGGUCAUAUACGCGCUCCUGGGACUCAUGAUGAACUUGUGUCUUCAGUCCACCUUCGUCUCUGAGGCGUGGGCCGCAGAGGUGAGCAGGAGGUGUCUGUCUCUACUGAGCAGCCAGGAUGGAGGAAUCCUCACAAGAGCGGCUGGCGUGCUGAGCCGCACCCUUCCUUCCUCUCUGAAAAUUACUGAGGAGGCCGUGAGAGCAGGAGUGGUGAAGAAAAUGAUUAAGUUCCUGAAGGCAGGUGGCCAGACCGCGUCGCGUUAUGCCAUGAAGACACUGGCUGUCUGCACGAGCAGUUUUCACGAAGCACGGGAAGAAGUGAUAAGACUGGAUAAAAAGUUCAGCAUCCUGAUGAAGCUGCUCAGCUCGGAGGACGAGAUCCUGGUGGGCAACGCCGCCCUGUGUCUGGGGAACUGCAUGGAGGUGCCGCAGGCCUCGGCCGCCCUUCUGAAGACGGACAUCGUGCAGCUCUUGUUGAAGCAGGCAGGCAACGACUCGCAGAAGACAGCCGUGCAGCUCAACGCGGGCAUCGCCCUGGGGAAGCUGUGCACGGUGGAGCCCAGGUUUGCUGAUCAGCUGAGACAGCUUCAUGGGUUAGAAAUCCUCAGCUCGACCACGAAGUACAUCAGUGAUUCCUGAGAGGCGUGGGGUCUGUGUGUAUUUUCACAACACACCACUGCAUGCUGUGGGUUUUUCCUAUAUCAAUAAAGACUUUUAAAACGUCGGCCUGAUUUGCAUUGAUUUCCGAGGGCAUCUGCCCUGUUGGUUUCCACUGGUGAGGGGAGAGGAGGGGGGU